AUCUAUGAAAAUCGCGUAGUCUGCUAUUAAGGGUGGAAGGGAAGGGAAGCGUCGACGCGGCUCUUUACCCUUUUUUCCCUUUUUUUCAAUCCCUGCCAAGGCGCGUGAAGCCUCGACCCACCAUGAAGGAAGGCAAGGUCAACCACCCUUCGCACCAUGCGUACGAAUUCCCAAGUGACGAGGAGGACCGACUGGGAAACCUUUUUAAGCAGUUAGAUGUCAAUGGUGAUGGGAGGAUUGACGUGCACGACCUGUCAGAGGGGCUCAAAAAGCUCAAUAUUCCGCAGGUUCCUGGCUAUGCUGAGCUACUGAUUCAACGAGCAGACGUCAAUGAAAGCAAUGACUUAACCCUCGCGGAGUUUGUCAACUAUGUUCAAGAACACGAGAAGCGACUGUUACUCGUCUUCCAUACCCUUGAUGCUAAUAGUGAUGGUAAGGUGAUUUUCAACUUUGGUCCAUAGAUGUUGUAUCUGACAAGCAUGUUUUUAACCAGUGCAAAGAAUGUCCCUUAAUUUCCAAUACCAGCAGGUAAGCUAUUUUUUUCAUAUGCUGGACUUCUGAUAGAGGAUGAGGUAGAGUAAGGAAUACCGUGGACUGCAAUUUCAGAACUAUAAACAUGGUGUUUGCUAAAGGUAGUGAUGGUAAAAGGCAGGAAAUGCGGUAGCUCCAAUGGUUAUAAAUACUACGAGUAUCAAGAAAGACUAUGUUUGAGACCUUGUGAAAAGUUUAUUUGAAAUUAGUAAAUAUUUUUCAUCAUCAGAAGGGGACUAGUUACAAGUUGGAGGAAAAUAGUUCAAAGUUUAGAAUGAUUCUGUUAUUUUCAUUAUGUACAACAUGCUAAUAUACUUUCUUUAUAGAUUUCCAGAUAAACUCUCCUAUUAUGACAUUUAAAUCUUAUUUGAUAAUAAUGACUCAUAAUAACUCGGAUGAAAAUUAUUUGAAUAUA
Penaeus indicus is the source of this 946-nucleotide messenger RNA. RefSeq names its product mitochondrial adenyl nucleotide antiporter SLC25A24-B-like. The record is from RefSeq and is a predicted model, not a curated record. The transcript has 2 exons. Gene Ontology annotation, molecular function: calcium ion binding. The coding region runs from base 123 to 461 and encodes 112 amino acids. NCBI's taxonomy places the organism in Eukaryota, Metazoa, Arthropoda, Malacostraca, Decapoda, Penaeidae.